AUGGAUGUAGAUGAUACACCAUCAGAAGAAGCAUUAACAACAGUUAAUACAUUAGAAAAUAUCGAAAGAGACGAGGAAAGUGACAUCGAUGUAUCCGAUAGUCAAAGAGCUAAAGAUAUAUUUUAUGGUACAGCGAUUUUUGAAUCUCCUGCAGAUAUCGACAUUAUCGGAACAAAACCUGUAGAGGAUGUACCAAUGUUAACAUGGGUCAAUUUUGAGAUACCACCGAAAAAAAUGAAGAUUACAAAUUCAGGACAUACUGUAAUUCUCAGUGGAAAAUGGGGCCAAGAAAGACCAUACAUAACCGGAGGCACAUUGACCGGUAAAUACGUCUUUUCCCAACUACAUCUGCAUUGGGGAGUGAACAGUAUGGAGGGCAGCGAACACACCGUCGAUGGAUGUCGCCAGCCGGGAGAAAUGCACGUGGUUACAUUCAAAAGUUGUUAUUUAACUCAAGAAUCGGCACUAAAAGAGUCAGAUGGCGUAGCAAUCUUAGUGUAUAUGUUUAAGCUACAAGAUAAACCUAACGCAGGCUUUUCCAUUAUAUCGGAUGCCUUAACCGGAAUUGCAAAAGCCCAUACCUCAAUGAAAGUGAAUCCAAUUGAAUUAACGACUUUGGUGAAACAAUUUACAUCAGAUUAUUUUAUGUAUCGAGGGUCCGUCUCAACUACAAAUUGUGUACAUUAUAUAACGUGGAUGAUAACACGCGUUCCUAUGGGAGUGUCCAACGACCAGGUUGACUCGCUUAGAUAUCUGUUGGACGAUAAUGAUGAUCUAAUCAAGAGGAACUUUAGGCCUGUACAGCUCGAGUCAAACAGAAGCAUUUUCCACGUUCUCCCUUCUACGUCAAAAUACUCUACCCUAUUACCACUAACAGAAUAUGACGAUAAAACCGUCACUCAAAUAUAUCGAAUGGAAUUUGAUCGUCGCUCAAAUCCUCUAUUUCAAUUUGGAACUAGUCAAAGCGAAAGUAUAUUGGAAAAUUCUGAAGUAGAAAGUGAUCUGUAUAGUGAAGAAGAAGAUGGAGAAAGUGAACCAAAAAUUGGAAAUAAAGCGUUGUGUAUAGUUAGAACUAUUAAAAAAUAUAUAAGUAGUGUAUUUUAUGGCUUAAUUGUGUUAUUUUUGUAA
This is a messenger RNA of Sitophilus oryzae (rice weevil), 1128 nucleotides long. Its product is annotated as putative carbonic anhydrase 3. The record is from RefSeq and is a predicted model, not a curated record. Lineage: Eukaryota; Metazoa; Arthropoda; Insecta; Coleoptera; Curculionidae. Gene Ontology annotation, cellular component: cytoplasm. Gene Ontology annotation, molecular function: zinc ion binding; carbonate dehydratase activity. The transcript has 5 exons. Bases 1 to 1128 code for a protein of 375 amino acids.